UUCUUCAUUCUUCCUUAGUCCUCCUUCCUCCUAGCCUUACCGGCUCUUCCCGGCUUCCUAGCUUAGUUGGUAGCUGACCUAACCUACGCUCAUUUCACUCCGGCCUUGCUUCUUAGCGCUCCCUGGAAUGAAAUAGUCUGGUUUGAUAGAACCAGGGACGCGGGAACAGACUUUGAUAUUCUACGAUCUGAUCUCGUCUAUUUAAAAUCGUCUUAAAUCGGAGUUCUCCCGAACAGCUCCUAGUCUUAGUUAGCUCUCCUAGCUGCACUAGAAUAACUAUUUAUUAUAGAAGAGUAUGGCAUCAGUCAAUCUUCUUUGCACGAGCAUUGAGAGAGAAAAUAAAUAACUCCUUCUUCUUCUCUUUUGGUUGCCAUCAAUGGAGUAUCACGACCGUAUCGUGACCGUAUCAAUGGAGUAUCGGAGCCGUAUCGUAAAGUCAACAUCGUAUCGUAUCAGAUACGAGCAUACCCCCAAAAUCCGGCGUAUCGGUGCAACAUAGACUCAUCAAUGAUAGUGAACGGUUCAUUGGAGAAGCAUUUCAUGGCAUAUUCUGAAGGGCGUGAUUUCAUGUUCUGCGACUUGUGUGGGACUAUGCGAACGUUGAGUUCAACUAAGCAUGCUCAAUGCCCCUUGUGCAAGCGUAAGAUAAGUGCGAAAGAGAUCUCCGGAAGACAAAUAUCUUACACAGCCACUGCUGAGGAUAUUAGAAGGGAGCUAGGCAUAUCAAUUAUUCGUGAAGAAAAAGUGCAAUUGCAAAAGACAGAUGCUAAAACAUGUGAAAAAUGUGGCCACAAUGAGCAUACAUAUUAUUCCAGACAGAUGCGAUCAGCAGAUGAAGGAGCAACUACUUUCUACGUGUGCACCAAUUGCCAGCACCAGUUUACUGAGAAUUGAUAUGUCAGAGGUUAUAUAAGAGACUACGGGGAUCAAAAUGUAUGCGUUGAUGUAUGUCACUAACGGAAAGUAUGUUCGUAAUUGAGUGUGGUGUAGACAUGUAGGAUAUUUAAGAUGUCACUGAUAUCAAAUUUUGAAGCUGUACCGUACCCAGGAUUAGAAUAGAGUGAGUCAAGAAUCUUUAUAUCCUAUUUUUGCAA
Prunus avium (sweet cherry) is the source of this 1094-nucleotide messenger RNA. Its product is annotated as TFIIB zinc-binding protein. The record is from RefSeq and is a predicted model, not a curated record. Gene Ontology annotation, biological process: termination of RNA polymerase I transcription; DNA-templated transcription. Gene Ontology annotation, cellular component: RNA polymerase I complex. Gene Ontology annotation, molecular function: zinc ion binding; nucleic acid binding. NCBI's taxonomy places the organism in Eukaryota, Viridiplantae, Streptophyta, Magnoliopsida, Rosales, Rosaceae.